GUGUGAGCUCCAUCUCAGGGUUGUUGCGCGGCUUCCUCGAGGCUCUGUGCGGAAGCAGCUUCACCCCAGCGCUGGGAGGUUGGGGUUUAACCCAUAGGGAGUCCUGCCGGUUCCCUUCGGGCAGCACUGGGCUCUGAGCCCCCAUGGCUGUGCCCCCAAGUGAUGGGUGGAUCCCUGCUAUAGCUGCGUGGGAGGCGAUGCUUUGGGGUUUGCAGCUGGGUAGAGAAAUGCUCUUUGCCAUCCACCCCUGUGUGACACCAUCCCAAAGCAGGCCCCAGAAGCUCUGCCUUGCGAGGCUGCAAUCUGCACAGCAGGAGAGAGUCCUGCAGGCCAGCAGCAGCACAAGGGUGAAAUCGGGCUCUGUCAGCACGGUGAGGGGUUGAGAGCAGAGCCUGCAGCCAGUCUGUGCUGGGGGAGCCGAUGGCAAUGGGGCUCAGACAUGGCAAGGUGGGAAUUUGGUGCCUGUGGGCAGUUUGGAGAUGGCUCCCACUGACCCCAGAGUGGUCCCAGAUGACGGGGUGGAGCAGGGAGCUUGGGGCAGGUUUGGGUGCACAUGUUCUGCUUCCACCCUGCAUCCAUCAACCAGCGCUGCAGGGCUCUGUGUGCCGUGGGGUCACCAAUCCUCAGUCUCCACUGCAGGAAGUCCCAGAGCUGUCACACAGGUGGGAACGCCGGAGAGCAGGAAUUUCUCUCUGGCCGCAGCUCCCAUCAGCUGAUACUUCUGACAAAACACUUGGCUGCUCCACUCCCCCCUUGGCAGCCCCUGGGCUGCAGCUUGCAGCGCUGCCUUAGACUGCACCGAGCUCCGCUGUGCUCUGAGCCGUCCUCUCCGGCUCAGGGCCGUCCAUACGUGGGGCUCUGGGGGUGCCCCAAUGUCGGACUCGCUGCUCAACCACUCCUGGCCGUCGUUCUCCAAGCGCUGGAAGAAGCGGUGGUCCUUUAAACGAGGAUCUGACUGCAAGCCGUGCUUACGGGAGCUCGCUGACCGCAGUCCCUCUGCUUUGGAGUACCACAGCCCCAAGCGUUUCCUCCCAUCCCUGAUUGCUGAGGAUGACACCUUGUUCACCACCAUGGCCGAAGAAAAGGAGGACUCAUCUUCCACAGAGCUGGACGUCCCAGCAGCAGACUUACACAGCAGCACGGAGGAUCUCCUCUCAGACUCCGCUCUGCACGGCACAGAGUAUUACAAAGACCUGGGGCUUCUGAGCCCGCCAGCUAACAAAACAGUGCCAGAGAUGGCAGCACGGCCAGAAGCUGCCCCCCAGGCUGCAUCUGCCAUUUGCUUAUUGGAGGAGAGAUCGGGGGCUCUGGGAAAAAUGUCUGUGGAUGUUGCUUUUUCCAAUCCCAUCUCCUGCUCCAUGCGUUAUGGUGAGGCCGACUGCCACUUUCUGAACAAAGCUGCCAGCACUGCUGCAUGUCCUGCGGAGGAAGAUGAAGCUUUGGACCUCCAGGAGGCCUCAGAGUCCUUCCCCACGCUGGUGAGAUCCAUGUCUACCUCUAGGAGGCACAGCUGGGAGAGCCCCUUGUCUCCUGUGGACUGCAAGCGCAGGUUCAGCUUGGAUACCACAGAGAGAGGCAGUGAUCCAGAGCAGGAGGAGGCGGAGAAAGGGAGCGGGUCCUGCACACAGCCUCGUGUGUCCCUGCAGCUGCCCGGAGGGAAGCAGGGAGCCUGGAGCAGCAGUGAGGGCAGCAUGGUGAUCAAAGUGCAGAUAGAGCCACUGCGACCCAGCGGCACGGCCGGCCUGGGCUCAGGGGAGGCGGAACGUGUCGGUGAUGGGAAGAGACUGAGGCCACUGUCCAUCCCUUCAGCCUGCAAGGCUGCCUCCCCCCAGGCACCCUGUGGUUUCAACACUUCUCUUUCAGCCGUGGAAGGUGUUGAACCCCCUGCUCUGGAGAUGCUGGAGAAGGACCACGUGUCCCCAGACCAAGUGCUAAUAGUACAGCAGGUACUUCAGGAGCUGAAACAGUAUCAUGGGGCGAAAAAGAGAGUUUGCGUGCAAGAAGGCAGUGAUUCUUCCCAGCAGAAUCUCACCUGGUUUGAGUUCCUGUCUAAUGAAAAUGAGGACAGUGGAAAGAGUGAGAAAGCAGAGAAAGGCACAAAGGUGAUGCGACGCCUGAGUUCCCUGCGGAGCCGUGUCACCGGGUCCUGGCAGAAGGAUAAGGGUAAGAACAAAGAGCAAUCAAAAGAGAAGGAGAAAGAAACAAAGGAGCCAAAAGAGAGUUGGAAAGAGGUCAAUCGGCACCAGCUUGUGCCAGGGGUUUUCUCCAGUGGCACCAGCUGCUCGCUGUGUGCCAAACCUCUCGGGAAUAAAAGUGGUCUGCAGUGCCUGAAUUGUGCCGUGAAUGUCCAUAAGAACUGCAAGAGUUUGCUGGCUGAAUGCAGCAGCAUCAGAACCAAGCAGAAAGAUUUGCAGCACAGACCUUCUGGACCCACACAAAGUUCGUCCCAGUGCAUUUCCCCAGCCGCUUCCUUGAAGGAGCAGCCCCGCAGCCUUCUCCUGGGGCCAGAUGGCACCCCAGCACUGCCGCGGAACCUCGGCAUGACUAUCGCCCAGAGAGGAAAUUCUCCGUCUUCACUGAACACCGCAGGAGCCGUUAGCAAAUUUGGACUAAUUUCAGGAGACAUGGAUGAAGGGGAUUCAGGAUUUAUAAAGUUUAAGCAGACCUCAGAUGAUGUUGUCUCACUUGCACCUUCAACAGCAGACUGCAUUUUUCUGGAAGAUGCAUAUUCUCUAUCCCUCCGAAGUGAAAUAGAAACAGACGCUCAUGAGUUUGAGGCAGAGUCUUGGAGUGUUGCAGUGGAACAGCCUUAUGCAAAGAAGCAAAAGAAAGAAGUUGUAAAGAGGCAGGAUGUCAUUUAUGAACUAAUGCAGACUGAAAUGCACCAUGUUAGAACGCUGAAAAUAAUGCUGAAGGUGUACUCCAAAGCCAUGAAAGAGGAACUGCAGUUCUCAAAUGCAGUCAUCAACAAGCUGUUCCCCUGUGUGGAUGAGCUGCUGGAGAUGCAUGGGCAAUUCCUGCUCCAGUUAAAGGAGCGGCGAAAGGAGUCCUUGGAAGAAGGCAGUGACCGAAAUUAUAUAAUCCAGAACAUUGGAGACCUCUUGGUAAAACAGUUCUCAGGUGAAAAUGGGGAGAGAAUGAAAGAAAAAUACGGUGUGUUCUGUUCUGGACAUAAUGAAGCUGUUAGUCACUAUAAAGACCUGCUCCAAAGCCACAAGAAGUUCCAAAACUUAAUAAAGAAAAUUGGCAACUGUUCCAUUGUGAGGAGACUUGGAGUUCAGGAGUGCAUCCUUCUGGUUACGCAGCGCAUCACCAAAUACCCGGUCCUGGUGGAACGUAUUAUUCAGAACACAGAAGUGGGAACUAAGGACUAUGAAGAUCUGAUCCAUGCCCUCAAUUUAAUUAAGUAUACAAUCACUCAUGUAGAUGCCGUAGUAAAUGAGUGUGAGAAGGGGCAGCGCCUUAAAGAGAUCAUGCAUAAAAUGGAGCUAAAAUCAUCUGGGAAAUGCAAGAAUGGGCUUUUCUUCCGAAAGGAUGACAUGGGACAGAGGCGACUUCUGCUGGAUGGGAUGCUGUACUGGAAAGCUGCGUCAGGACGGCUCAAAGAUGUUCUGGCAGUCCUGCUAAAUGAUGUACUGUUGCUCUUACAAGAAAAGGACCAAAAAUAUAUGUUUGUAUCAGUGGAUUCUAAACCACCAGUUAUCUCACUGCAAAAGCUGAUUGUAAGAGAGGUGGCUAAUGAGGAAAAGGCAAUGUUCUUAAUUAGUGCUUCCUUAGAAGGACCAGAAAUGUAUGAAAUUCACACAAGCUCAAAAGAAGAGAGGAAUUCCUGGAUGGCUCACAUCCGCAGAGCUGUAGAAAGCUGUCCUGAUGAAGAAGGAGGAUCAUUUUGUGAACCUGAAUCAGAAAGGAGACUGGCUGAAGCAAGAGCGGCGAAAUUAAGAGAAUUCCAAGAGCGUUUGAACACAAAAGAUGACCUGAUUGUGCAAAGUCUAACUGAGAAACAACAAAUUUAUCAAGAAAUGUCCGAACUGUAUGGAUUUGAAGACCAUUCCCCAGGAUCCCAAUCUAGGGUGCUACUUCUGGGGGAUAUCCCAGAAAGUCUGCAAGGAGAGGCACUUCUGAAGUCUGCAGUGGUGGAAGCUGAAAAUCUCCAGAACCUUAUCUUCACUCACUUAGGAAAUGGAUCCUGUCAGUGUGAAGAGAGCUACGCAGUGGGGCUCCCCAGGAGAGCAGAGACCUUUGCAGGAUAUGACAGUCCCUCAAUUUCAAAUAAAAAUAACAGUCUUGAGAAGAACACUGGUAGUGACCAGAGACAGUGGGACUGUAGAGGCCCUGCAGGAAGUUUAGAUGUGCAGCUCCCAGACCCCCCGUUUGAUGCAGAAGAAGGAUCUCAAACUAGCAAUACAACGAGGCAGGAUGACAGCAGUGGUGUUCAGCCCACCGUAGAGUCUCAGCUUGUCCAGAGGAUACAAACGCUGCUGCAGUUGCUCUUCAGUCUUCAGGCAGUGAUAUCUCAACAGGACAGCUACAUUGAGCUGCAGCGAGCCACAAUGGUAGACAGGGAGAAGCAGUACCGGCUGCAGUCUACACGUGGCAACCUGCUGCUAGAGCAAGAGAAACAGCGUAACUUUGAGAAACAGAGAGAAGAACUGAUGCAUGUCCAAAAACUUCAGAGCCAGCUGAAGCUGGAGCAGCAGCGCUGGGAGCGAGAGAGGAGUCAGCAGCGGAGGGAACUGGAAAUCUCGGAAGCCCAUCUGCAGAGGCGUGAGGAGGAGACGCGGCAACUGAAAGAGAAGUUGAUUCAGGAUAGAGAAGAACUGGAGAGGCAACGUGAGGCCUAUCAGCAUGACCUGGAGAGGCUGCGGGAAGCUCAGAGAGCAGUUGAGAAGGAGAGAGAACGUCUAGAUCAGCUAAGGAAGCUGAAAAAGCAGAACACGGUGUCGGGCACCUUCUCCCCAGAACUGGGACAAAACCCGAUGCAAAGCCAUUCUGUUAGCUUCAAUGGAGAAGGAGGAGAACCAUCUCCGCCGGUCUUGAAAGCCUCUGCACGUGUGAGUGUCUCUGGGAUGGAUUACUUGGAGCGCUCAGAGCUGGGUCGCAGGGACAGCACUGCCCUGGAGAGCCGCCCAGUCCUUGCUCUGAAGAAUGAAGUGCCAAUCCACCUCCUGAGUGCAACUAACCAGAUACAGAAACCCGCUGCUGUUCAGCAGCAGAUCCCUACUAAGCUUGCCACUUUUACAAAAGGAAGCAAAGAGAAAAGUGGGAAGAACAAAGCAUCUCAUAGGACAGACAGCUCAGCAUCUGUUGACCAGAAGCAGCUGAUUCCCCCCAGGCUUGUCAGCCGAGAGGAGGGCGUCCUCAGGGGCAGACGAUCAGCAAGUCCAGUCCUCACGAGCAGCCAGACCACUGCAUUCCAGACAGAAAUACAUGGCUCUGCAGAUGGUCAGCCAGAAGCACUUUCUUCUGCCUCUCCAAACCUGUUCAAACCCAAUAACGCUCACGCUCAGACCCUGGUGACCUCACAGCCAGCUCUUUUAAACAUGCAAGAUGAUACCAGCAAAGAAGAUGUAAUUUUUUUCUAGCUGUUUCCAUUUAAAGAUUACUCUUCUCACAUACUGUUUCAAGAACUCAGGCUCCGGUGUUCAAUGUGACAGAGACUUGACAUGGGUGUCUUCUUAUUCCUGCCUCGUUCAUACUAGCAAGGACCAGCCCAGGAUUGUAGUUUUGCUUUGCUGGCUUCUUUGCCAGCAGCUCAAAAUGAGGGCACAAUGGUAUUGAUUUGCUUUUAAAUUCUCAGACCAUGGAAAUGUGUUGAUGCGUGGCAUGGGUAUGUAAAUUCAGAGCAUGUUAAAAUGCUGCCAUUUACUGCAAUUUGCUCUCUUUGGUGUAUUUACACUCUUUGUGAGCACCAUCUUGUAAAUUGUUGUAGUUGAUGUUGAAUCUUUCAGAUCUGUAUGUAAAAAUUUUAAUUGUAAGCCUCCGGAUGGCUGAGAUUUUUUUAAAAAUCCAUAUUCACAGGUGCAAGGUUGCUCUCGUGGGUUAUGCUAACUCUCUGUUAAGUAACUGACUAGCAAAGCAGUCUCUGUAGAGCCACACAUGGUAAACAUUGUGAUACCAACUCACAGGAGCCAGACUGGCAUCCGUUUCUUUACUUGACUCAGUGGAGUUACACACUCAGUGGUAGAAAAGGCAAGGUAAGCUUCUGAACAGCCUUCAAGGUUCAAGAGCUCCACCUGCUUACGGAUGAGGAGAGCUGAAGCUGUGAGAAUAUACAGCAGUAUGAAGAGUUGGACUAAAAGCACAUUUGUUUGGCCAUCAGCUUGUGCCAGGAUGAUCCUUGCGGACAUCGAGCAGCUCUCCAUGUUAGUGAGGGCAGUACAGAUUCCUCAGCAAAACUAUGAAUUGGUUCAGAAGGAACUACAGAGAUGUGUUCCUUGCUGGAAGGUGUGUAAGAAGUGUUUGAAUGCAGUAAUUAUUGUUUUGUUUCAUCCCAAGUCUUCUGCAUCUUUUAUUUGUCUGCUGAAUCCCUUGGACUUUACUCCAAAUACCAUAAGAUAACAAAGCUGCUGUUACUGCAGAGAUUUCUCUGCAGCAGUUUAAGAAAUGAAGGGAAUAUGAACUGUUUGGGUUUCAAAAAAGAAAAAGUGCUAUUAGCUGAACCUCUGGUUUGGCUGCUUACAGCUAAACCAGCUUUGAUACCUCUUGUAAAAUGGGUCAGUUGUUAAUCAUGGAAUGAUGGCGUUAACAGAGCCCUGCUCAAAAGGCAUUACUUCUUUGUAGUUUGCACAGUCAUUUGUUGUGUUCUGUCACUUUACUCUGCAUCUCAGUUCUUUAUUACUUGCAUUACCUGAGGACACUUGUUCCAACGUGUUGGAUGUGAACCAGUCAGAUGUAUUGCACACAGGAGAAACUGUUUAGAGGGGUUUAGUGCAGGAUUACAGAAAUUGGUCUCAGAGCCUAAAAACACAGGUUGAUCUCUUCCAGAACGUGAUUGACACUUCUUGCUAAGUGAUGCUAGUAAAAACCUGAAGGCACUGAGUUCAGAGUCACGGUGUCACCUGUGAGAGGAAACUCAGAAUAACCUACAUGUCACCAGAGUGCUGAUGCCCCCACUGCCCCAGCUAAUUGUUCCUGUUAACGAGGACAUGCCUUGCAUUGGUACUGAAGAGGUGCUUGGUGAGAGCUGAGCCUUGCACAGCUUCGCACAUUAUUGAUGUUGGAUUUGCAGAAAACUGUGGGCAACGUAAUCAUCCUUUCAUUGUUGUAAUGCUGUGUUGGUGGUUAAAACAUAUUUCUGCGUUGUUUUUGCAUUCCUGAAAACCUGGGUUGAAAUAGUGGGAAUAUCUUAAAAUCAGUGUAACCUCUCAUUGAUUCAGCAGCUCUGCAGGAGAGAUUCUUCAGCUGGAGGAUGCAGAGGCUGCCAUCAUCUCUGGUACCCGUGUAAUUUCUUCUGUAAACACACAGCAAAGCAGCAGGAAUGUGCAGUAUGUUCCCUCCGUGCUGUGGUUUGGGCCACUCCUAAGGAAAACCCCCAUUGCCCUAAAUUAGCAGUUUUAUUGGAGCCUUAACCUAAAGCUGAGUUGGAUCAGUGGACAAAACCACCUCAGCUGAGGAGGGAGGCCUCUGUUUAGCAAUUUAAAAACAAUUUUUAGAAACGUGUAUUUGGUUUAAUUUUGUGCCUGUCCGAAUGUAUGGCAGAGAGCUCUGUGGAUCUAAGAGAUCUGUUUGGAAACUUUUCUCCUUCCUCCAUGCAGUGAAUUAAGUCAGGUUUGGACAGUGCAAUCUGGGAAACAAAAUCUGCAGUGAGAUCGCAUUUACUUCAAUAUGUUAUGACUGAAAUAAAACUAUCUGAACGUUGUCAGCAGUGCUGCAGCUGAGUUACAGCUCUUAAAUGAACACCUGACCCUGCCAGGCUGGCCUGUUGGUUCAGCUCCUUGGGAUAUUGGUCUUCAGUCUGUACCAAACCUGAAGGUGAUCUCUGUUCCCUGGCUGCAGUACACGUCUGGCUGCAGUUAGUUUUAUGAAAGCCACACUCACCACAAACAGAGAUUGAUUGCAUCGCCUCAAAAUCAUUCACGUGCCAUACGAGGGGUUCGUGUGACUUCCUGUACAGCACCCAGCACGGAGGUGUCAGCAUCUCAUUGCUGGUGUGGAGAGCACUGUACCACAGCAUGGUGGAAUCAUCUGUAAAUGCUGGGGGCAGUGAGUGAAAUACUUUCUCUGAAGAAUGGGGCACGGCUUCACUUCUGCAAAACUGAGUCUGUGGAACUGCUGUUACAUCCCUGCAGCUGAAUGCACCACUUUGGGAUUCCCCUCAGAUCUCGCUUGCAGAAAAAGGGUUUUUCUAAGCAGGUAACGUUGCAGAACGCUGCUGUCCCGCAGGCUGGGUGACCUGCUGCUGCUUGUGAGUAACCUCAUUUCCACUGACUGGGUUACUUCAGAUAAGAGUUUCCUUAGAAAUGACAGCAGAGCUCUGUGCUUCCUGGACGAGGCGCCCAGCAGGAGCUGCGUGCUGCCUUCCUUGUGUUGUCACAGCCCUAACAUUGCCCUGUCUGAGCACAGUGAUGUGCAAUGCAGAGACUUGGAAUGGCUUUAUUCUCGAUUUUAACCCUGGUGCAGAGGCUGCUUCCUCCUUCCCUCCAAUUUGGACAGCUGUCACUUUGUGUUUCAGACCCAGGACCCCUCCGUCCCCACUGGUACUGAGAACAUCUGUAUUGGAAACGCCUUCAAGUCUUUACCUGCACUGCCUGUAGGUUGUAGCUGUGGCAUGUCCUGCAAAUGGAGGUCACUGAUGGCUUCCCAGGGUGAGGCAGAAGAAUCCCCAUUUCCUGCAGAGCUGGGAGUAACUCAGUAAGCACGAGCCGUUCUGCCUGUGUGAGCAUCGCUCAGCUGAGCUGAAUGCACGGCACUGAGCGCCUGCUGUGCUCAUUUUCAGUGAAGGCAGAAACUCAGGCUGGGGAGGUGCCAGGCACACCGUUGGCUUUGCUUCUGCUUCCACUCCUACAGAAGAGCUGCAGCUCCGCAGUGCUGUCGCUGUGCUGCGUCCCCAUGCUGGGGGGUGGGAGCAGUUUUGUUGCCUUGCCCAGCAGUGCUCACAUUGAUGCAGGGAAGGAUGCAGGGUUCCACACCUGCUGUUCCUGCUGAACUCACUGUGUCUGUUGGUGCUGUGUUCUGUGCUCUGAUUUGGAGAGGACCCCCCUUCCUUCCAAGGCCGGACCAACACCUUUGCAAGCUCGUGGUGCUGCUCUGCAGCUCUGCCUUGUGCCACGUUUAUAAAUCAGCUGUUUGGUAUUUUUGUACUGAGAGAAAUUGGAGCACUUUAGGAAAGCUUUUCGGACCCCGUUCUGUUUGUAGGUGGGAGGAGAUGCGGGGGGCAGUGGGUCCUGGUGGCACCGCUGUGUGCCUCGCUCGGGGCUGUGAGUUCCCCGGUGCUGUUCAGUUUAGCUCUGGUUCCUGGGCCCACCUUGCACUGAAAGCAUUGAAUAAACCAUCGCAGUUCGUGGUCAAUCGGCCGUUUGGUUGGGAUGUAAACUUUGUAAAUAGUUCAUUCA
Messenger RNA from Meleagris gallopavo (turkey), 9554 nucleotides. It is a transcript of the gene ARHGEF18, whose product is annotated as Rho/Rac guanine nucleotide exchange factor 18. Gene Ontology annotation, molecular function: guanyl-nucleotide exchange factor activity. Lineage: Eukaryota; Metazoa; Chordata; Aves; Galliformes; Phasianidae. The record is from RefSeq and is a predicted model, not a curated record. Gene Ontology annotation, biological process: small GTPase-mediated signal transduction.